Molecule: messenger RNA, 1611 nt
Organism: Pneumocystis jirovecii RU7
Lineage: Eukaryota; Fungi; Ascomycota; Pneumocystomycetes; Pneumocystales; Pneumocystaceae
Product: DEAD-box ATP-dependent RNA helicase DBP2
Exons: 9
Coding region: 1-1611 (536 amino acids)
Biological process (GO): rRNA processing
Cellular component (GO): ribonucleoprotein complex; cytoplasm; nucleus
Molecular function (GO): RNA helicase activity; RNA binding; ATP binding
Source: RefSeq, a predicted model, not a curated record
AUGGAAUAUAGUAAUCAUAACACAUUUUAUGGAGAAAAUCGUAUGAAUGGUUAUAAUAGCGCAAAUAACUAUGAAUAUGGGUCAAUAAAUACGUAUGAUAGGGGUUAUAGGCCCUCAAAUAGUUCUGAGCGAUUAUAUCGUGGCAAUAGUUAUGAUAGACGUGGUGAAGAAAACAAAAAUUUUGGUAGACGAUCAAGAUUUGAUGAAAAGUUAAAAAAACCACAUUGGGAUUUAAGUUCUUUACCGAAAUUUGAAAAGAAUUUUUAUAAACCUCAUCCAAAUGUUGAAAAAAUGACAGAACAACAAGUAGAAGAAUUUCGGAGAAAAGGACAAGUUACUGUUCAAGGAGUUAAUAUCCCUAAGCCGGUCCCUUCGUUUGAUGAAGCAGGAUUCCCAAAUUAUGUGAUGAAUGAGGUCAAACGUAUGGGUUUUGCAUCGCCUACGCCUAUCCAGUCCCAAGGGUGGCCUAUGGCGCUUUCAGGACGAGAUGUGGUAGGAAUUUCAGCAACAGGAUCAGGAAAAACACUUGCAUUUUGUCUUCCUGCUAUUGUACAUAUUAAUGCGCAACCUUUAUUGUCUAAGGGUGAUGGCCCUAUUGUUUUAGUACUUGCACCUACUCGUGAACUUGCUGUUCAAAUUCAGACCGAAUGUGCUAAGUACGGUAAAUCAUCUCGAAUUAGAAGUACAUGCAUCUACGGUGGUGUUCCUCGUGGUCCUCAGAUUCGGGAUCUUGCUUCGGGUGUUGAAAUAUGUAUUGCUACUCCUGGUCGUCUUCUUGAUAUGCUAGAAUCCGGUAAAACAAAUCUUCGAAGGGUUACAUAUCUUGUUUUAGAUGAGGCGGAUAGAAUGCUUGAUAUGGGUUUUGAGCCUCAAAUUCGGAAAAUUGUAGAUCAAAUACGACCUGAUCGUCAAACACUAAUGUGGUCUGCAACAUGGCCAAAGGAUGUGCAAAAGCUGGCACAUGAUUAUUUAAAGAACUUUCUUCAAGUUAACAUUGGCUCUUUGGAUCUUAAUGUUAAUAUGGAUAUUAAACAAAUUGUUGAAAUAUGCUCCGAAUAUGAUAAACGUGGAAAGUUAAUUAAGCAUUUGGAAUACGCUAUGGAGGAUAAGGAAAAUAGGAUACUGAUUUUUGUGGCAACCAAAAAGAUUGCAGAUGAUAUUACGAAGUAUUUACGGCAGGAUGGAUGGCCUGCAUUGGCAAUUCAUGGUGAUAAACAACAGAGUGAGCGUGACUGGGUUUUGAAUGAAUUUAAAACGGGAAAAUCUCCUAUUAUGGUUGCAACUGAUGUAGCAUCACGCGGUAUUGAUAUUAAAGAUGUUAAAUAUGUCAUUAAUUACGAUUACCCAAAUAGUUUGGAAGACUAUGUUCAUCGAAUAGGUCGUACAGGUCGAGCAGGUGCCAAAGGAACCGCUGUAACUCUUUUCACCACAGAUAACGCAAAACAGGCUCGUGACCUCAUGAUGGUCUUGCGAGAUUCUAAGCAGGAAAUCCCUUCUGCUUUGGUAGAAAUGUCCAGAAUCAAUUACGGCAAUAAGCAUUCAAGCAAUUACCGAGGACACUGCUCAUGGUCCGGCUCAAACGCGUCUUUGAGCUCUACUAGGAGAUGGUGA